UCAAAAGGCCCUUUUUACUUUAGAGAUUACUCCACUUAAUUUAGGUUAUAGAGGCUGUGAAAGACUUGGAAUAAAGAACUCUGACCCAGUCAUCAAAUAUCUAACGAAUUCAACUUUAAUUACAUUUUUUGUUGUGUUGAAUAAUUGGAGAAUCUUUUAUUAUUAAUUUAUAUCUUUUUUUUUUUUUGAAAGAACUCCUUUCAAUUAUAAAUCAGAUAUUCUCGUGUCUUUUAAGAUAUAGAGAAGUAAGAGCUGGAGUAAAGUAUAAGGCUAUAAAGCAAAUUCGUGAAGUUUAUAAAUUGAACUUUUCUAGAAGAAAUUAUAUCAAUUAAUAGUAUUCAGGUGUCAUGGUUAGAGCAGAUCUUCCGGAAGAAGUGGCUUUGAACCCUGAACUUUAUGGGUUAAGAAGAUCUCACAGAGAAAGACGAGGACCAGCCAUUGUAGAAAGUGAUGGUAGUGAUACUGAAGAUGUCAUCAAAAAGUCCAAGAAAAAACCUAAAUAUAAAGAUGAGUAUGAAAGUGAAGACGACCUGGUUGAUAUGGAUGAUGAUGAAGAUGAUGAGGAUGAAGAUUUUAUGAGCUCGUCUACUUCAAGAAAGAGAAAGGUAACGAAGCCAAAGAAAUCAAAAGCAUCUACUAAAAGAACUAAGAAAUCUCCUAGUGUAUCAAUUCCUGCUGAAAUCAGAUUUUCUUCAAGAAAUGCUAAACAAGUGAAUUAUAUGGUUGAUGAUGAAGAUAAUGAGGAUUUACUUGAAAGUGAAGAAGAAGAUGAAAAUGGUGAUUACUAUUACUAUGAGAAGGCCAAUGAACUGGAAGAACCAGAAAAGGGUAUUGAUCUUGUAAUGGACCACAAAUUAAAUGAAGAUAAUGCUGAAAUCACUGAUGAUCCAAAAUUGGAUUAUGUAUUCCUUAUUAAAUGGAAUGAUAGUUCACAUUUACAUAACACUUGGGAGGAUUGGAAAACUUUGAAAACAUAUAAAGGAUUUAGAAAGGUUGAGAAUUAUAUUAAACAAUUCAUUAUUUUAGAUAAGGAAGUUCGAAUGGACCCACUUACAACAAAGGAGGACAUUGAAGCCAUGGAUAUUGAAAGAGAGAGAAAGCGUGACGAGCAAGAUGAAUAUACCCAAGUGGAGAGAAUUGUUGAUAGUGAAAGAGUUGAAGUAGAUGGUGAGAGUCAAUUACAAUAUUUCUGUAAAUGGAAGAGAUUGUAUUAUGAUGAAUGUUCAUGGGAAAAUGCCGAAGAAAUAGCGAACAUUGCCCCCGAACAAGUUGCCAAAUAUCAACAAAGACUAAAUUCUAAAAUUCUUCCAAAUUUAUCUGCUAAUUAUCCUUUAAGUCAAAGACCAAGAUUUGAAAAGCUUGUUAAGCAACCAUUAUUUAUCAAGAAUGGUGAAUUAAGAGAUUUCCAAUUGACUGGAUUAAAUUGGAUGGCCUUUUUAUGGUCUAGAAAUGAAAAUGGGAUUUUAGCUGAUGAAAUGGGGUUAGGUAAGACUGUUCAAACUGUUGCUUUCCUUUCUUGGUUAAUUUAUGCUAGAAGACAAAAUGGUCCACAUCUUGUAGUGGUGCCAUUAUCAACUAUACCGGCUUGGCAAGAAACUUUUGAAAAAUGGUCUCCUGAUGUAAAUUGUAUUUAUUAUUUGGGAAACACAGAAGCCAGAAGGAACAUUAGAAAUUAUGAAUUCUUCAAUAACAAUAAUAAGCCAAAGUUUAACAUUUUGUUGACUACUUAUGAGUACAUUUUGAAAGAUAGAUCAGAACUUGGAAGUAUCAAAUGGCAAUUUUGUGCAGUUGAUGAAGCUCAUAGACUUAAGAAUGCAGAAUCUUCUUUAUAUGAAUCUUUAAGAUCUUUCAAAACCGCCAACAAACUUCUUAUUACUGGUACUCCAUUACAAAAUAAUAUCAAGGAAUUGGCAGCUUUAUGUAACUUCUUAAUGCCAGGGAAAUUUAGUAUUGAGCAAGAAAUUGAUUUUGAUACUCCUAAUGAUGAUCAAGAAGAAUAUAUUAAAGAUUUACAGAAAAACAUUCAGCCAUUUAUUUUAAGAAGGUUGAAGAAGGAUGUUGAGAAAUCUCUUCCAUCAAAGACUGAAAGAAUCUUAAGAGUCGAAUUGUCAGACAUGCAAACUGAUUAUUAUAAAAAUAUUAUCACAAAGAAUUAUUCUGCAUUGAACGCUGGUAAUAAAGGAUCUCAGAUCUCAUUGUUAAAUGUCAUGAGUGAGUUGAAAAAGGCUUCAAAUCAUCCAUAUUUGUUUGAUGGAGCCGAACAACGUGUUCUUCAUAGUGCGGGAUCCAAUUCAAGAGAUACCAUCUUAAGAGGUAUGAUUAUGUCUUCCGGUAAAAUGGUUUUAUUAGAACAACUUUUAACUAGAUUGAAGAAGGAAGGCCAUAGAGUGUUGAUCUUCUCUCAAAUGGUUCGUAUGUUGGAUAUUUUAGGUGAUUAUUUGGCCAUUAAAGGUUAUCAAUUUCAAAGACUUGAUGGUGGUAUUCCAUCUUCCCAAAGAAGAAUUUCCAUUGAUCAUUUCAAUGCACCAGAAUCAAAAGAUUUCUGUUUCUUAUUAUCUACAAGAGCUGGUGGGUUAGGUAUUAAUUUAAUGACUGCUGAUACUGUUAUUAUUUUUGAUUCCGAUUGGAACCCACAAGCUGAUUUGCAAGCAAUGGCUAGAGCUCAUAGAAUCGGUCAAAAGAACCAUGUGCUGGUCUACAGAUUUGUCAGUAAGGAUACCGUAGAAGAAGAAAUUUUGGAAAGAGCUAGAAAGAAGAUGAUUCUUGAAUAUGCAAUUAUUUCUUUGGGUAUUACUGAUCCAAAUUCAAAGAAGAGCAAGACUGAACCUUCUGCAGGUGAAUUGACUCAAAUCUUAAAGUUUGGUGCUGGAAAUAUGUUUAAAGCCAACGAUAACCAAAAGAAGUUGGAAGAAUUGAAUUUGGAUGAAGUUUUGGACCAUGCUGAAGAUCAUGUAACUGCCCCUGAUUUAGGAGAAUCUAAUUUGGGAUCAGAAGAAUUUUUGAAACAAUUCGAAGUUACCGAUUAUAAGGCAGAUGUUGAAUGGGAUGAUAUUAUUCCACAAGAAGAAUUAACUAAAUUGAAGGAAGAAGAAAAGAAGAGAGCAGAUGAAAGUUUCCUCCAAGAACAAAUAUCCAUGUACUCCAGAAGAAAGGCUGCUGUCAAAAGUUUACAAGAAGGAGGAGACAUUGCCAGUGAUUCAGAAAGCGAAGAUAGUAGACGUAGUAGGGCUAGAAAGAGAAACAAUAUCGAAGAUCAUCAACUUUCUGAAAAGGAAAUUAGAGGUAUUUACAGAUCUAUGUUGAAGUACGGUGAUUUGGCAGGGAAGUGGGAACAACUUGUGGAAGAUGGAAGUAUUUCUAAUAAGAAUCCAGUUUUGAUCAAGCACGCGUACAACGAAAUUAUCAAUACUUCCAGAAAUCUUGUUAGAGAUGAGGAGGCAAGAAGAACUAAGGCACUCGCUGAAUUAGAAAAAUUGGCAUUGGAGCUGAAAGAUAAAAAUACAGUCAACCCAGACGGGACUACACCUAUGGCUUUAUGGGUUGCUAAGAAGAAGGAAAAGAAAGCAGUGUUGUUUGAAUACCAAGGAGUUAAAAACAUAAAUGCAGAAUUGGUAUUAAUGAGACCACAAGAUAUGAAAAUGCUUGAAUCUAUGAUUCCAAAGAACAAACCUACAUCUUUUGAAUUACCAAAAAUUCCUAAGGGAGUGACUCAAUGGUCAUGUGAAUGGGGUAUGAAAGAUGACGCUAUGUUACUUGUUGGUGUUUAUAAAUUCGGAUAUGGUUCAUGGACUCAAAUUAGGGAUGAUCCUGUUUUGGGAUUACAAAACAAACUUUAUCUUGAGGCUCCACUUACAAAGGAACAGAAGGAAGACAAGGCCAAUAAAAAGGUUCCAGGAGCUGUGCAUCUUGGUAGAAGAAUAGACUAUUUGUUCAGUUUAUUGAAAGGUGAUGAUGAACCUUCACAAGUUGGUGGAAAUGGUGUCGUGAAAAAGAGAAUUAGAAAGCCUAAGACUGAUACUCCUACUCCAAAACCACUAAAGGGCAAACCUAAACCAGAAUCUACCAUCAAGAAGACCAAGAUAAAGAAGCCCCUCUCUGCAGGAUCUACCCGUGGAUCUCCAGCUAGUACUACAAUGAACUCUCCAAAAUUAGAACAAACUAGCACUAAUGGAACUUCAACGGCUCAUUCUUCGAGAGACAAGGCUGAUGAAUCCGAUGUUCUUGAAUAUGAUAGUAUGGAUGAAGCUGAAUGUAAAGCUGCAUUGAAGCCAGUUUCGAAAUCCUUGAUGAAACUUCACAAGGGAAGUCAUGGUCUUGAAAAAUCCGAAUGGGCUCAUAUCUUGAAGAAUGAGUUACUUACUAUUGGUGAUUUCAUUGAAUCUCCACAAGCAAGCUCACCUUCUUUAGCAAAGAAGAAGAAACAUUUGUGGUCGUACGCAAGUAUUUACUGGCCUGCCAAGGUUCCAAGUAAAAAGAUUAAUGACAUGUAUAAUAGAGUUAAAGCACAGACUCGUGCUCCAAAGGAGCCAAAACAGGAAUGAACUAUAUCUUAAUUACCAAAUGAAGAAAAACACAUCCCCAAAACCAAAAAAAAAGAAGCCAUUGACUUCAAACUACACACAAUCUUCGAAGUAUACUCUUUUCUACUCAAAGGUGAGAUUUUUAUAUUUUAUAAUAUUUUAAAUUAAAUGUACAUUUAUAAUUCUAGACUUCAUUCGUAAAU
Molecule: messenger RNA, 4723 nt
Organism: [Candida] anglica
Lineage: Eukaryota; Fungi; Ascomycota; Pichiomycetes; Serinales; Debaryomycetaceae
Source: the annotation of a GenBank genome assembly